AUGGUUGUGACAGUGUUUUUGGAUUUUGGGCUGAAAGGAGACGAAUCGCCCAUUGGUCGAGUAAUAUUGGAGCUGAACCAGUCAACACCGAAAGCAGCGGAAAAUUUCCGCCAGUUCUGCACAGGCGAAUUUCGUCCAAAUGGGCUUCCAGUUGGAUACAAAGGCUGCAAAAUACUAGACGUCUCCGAUGGAUUGAUCCGCACCGGCGAUUUUAUGUAUAAUAACGGAACCGGCUCACAAUCGAUCUAUGGUUCGGCAUAUUUCCCAUCAGAGGACCUGACGAUGCCAGUAGUGAAGCACUCUCUUGUGAUGUGGAAUCAAGGCAGUCCCAACACUGACGGGUGCCAAUUCUUGCUAACUACAAAGGAUAUGCCAGAAAUGAAUGGCAAGUACCAAGUGGUUGGCAAAAUUGUCCAGGGGGGUUCUGUUGUAGAUAAGCUACGUCGUUAUUCGGACUACAGUCGGCUCUGUAUUCUGGAAUCCGGUGAAAUGUAA
Messenger RNA from Wickerhamiella sorbophila, 495 nucleotides. Its product is annotated as Peptidyl-prolyl cis-trans isomerase H. The transcript has a single exon. NCBI's taxonomy places the organism in Eukaryota, Fungi, Ascomycota, Dipodascomycetes, Dipodascales, Trichomonascaceae. Gene Ontology annotation, biological process: protein peptidyl-prolyl isomerization. Bases 1 to 495 code for a protein of 164 amino acids. The record is from RefSeq and is a predicted model, not a curated record. Gene Ontology annotation, molecular function: peptidyl-prolyl cis-trans isomerase activity. Gene Ontology annotation, cellular component: intracellular membrane-bounded organelle.